Molecule: messenger RNA, 1779 nt
Organism: Serendipita indica DSM 11827
Lineage: Eukaryota; Fungi; Basidiomycota; Agaricomycetes; Sebacinales; Serendipitaceae
Source: the annotation of a GenBank genome assembly
AUGUCAGCGUUUGUUAUCUGCCAAUCACAAUCCGAGCCUCGUCUAUAUAAGAGACACGAGGUCCUUAUCGUCGGCUCGAACACUACGGGGGGGAUGAUGGGGCUCUUUGGAAAGAAGCCGGACGCUCUAGCAACACCAGGGCGCUGUUCAUCCAUAGCAUAUUCUGGACAUAACAAGAUUGUGAUCGCAUUUCAGAUCGGCUUGGAAACUACUACGGCUGCCUUUGCAUACCUUCGUCUCGGAGAGCGACCACAGGUCCACAAAAUAACCAAAUGGCCAGGCCAUAAGGACGACGUGUUCAAUGCCGAGGUCGCUACGAUUGUAGUAUAUCACAAGCCAGACUUUGUCGGUUGCGGGGCCCAGGCUCCCGAAUUCAGGCAGCAGCCAGGCUACAUCGCAGAACGCUCCUUUCCUAAAUAUUUGAAUGCCUUCGGUACCGAUGCCGAGAAGACGAUGACGCCGCCUAGAGUCCCACUCGAACAAAUCUACCGUGACUUCUUGCGCUACAUCCACGAUACAAUUCGGCUGGCCUUUCAAAGCUCAAUUCCCGACGGAUCUGAUAUCUGGAAAAGACUAUACGGGACCAUAGAUAGCGUGAUCCUCAUUCCAGACUCUUGGGGCGAUGUUCAGAAAGACUUGGUUCGUCAAGCAGCCGUUGAAGCAGAGAUUUGCGACAGAAGCAGAGCUGAUUCUGCUAUCUCAUUCGUCAGCGACCCGUCUCCACUCCUUCAUGUUGCAAGCGAGGGCUUUGGAGGCGUUCGACUAGCUAACGGUGAACACUUGGGUAUCUUGACGACAGGGCAUAGAUCCACCGAUUUAGAUCUCUAUCUCUGCUUAGAGGCAUCGCGAGAGCCCAUACUACACCAAGAACAAACCGUUGCUCUACAUAGCUCACCAAGCGCGCUGGCAAGUCUCAUCGAUCCUGGAAUGAUGGCUAUAGGAGAUAAUCUACACAGCUUUUUGAAGAAUAGCGACCCAAACUGGCUUCUGAGGGGUUGGAAGAAGCAUUACUUGGAGACAUUCGAUGGGGAGACCCCCACGAGUCAAGGUCUCGCGACAUACGAUUGGUCUUCCACGCGUCUAUAUCUCAACCAGAGUCACAUGUGUAGCGUAUUUUCAGCUCACAUUGAUGCAUUUACGCGCGCUGUGGAAAAUCUUUCGCCGCCCCCAAAGUAUCUUAUUGCCACUGGAGACCUGUUUCUAUCGCCAUAUCUGAUUAAGGCGUUCUCUCCAAGGUGCGGGCAGCUCGAUAUAAAGUUAGUUGUGCUAGGAGGCUGCACGGUACUUGUCCAGGCCGCAGUAUUAUUGCAUGCUAGAAGGAGUACUUUUAGCGAAUCUUCAUUCCGGACAAGACCAGUAAGUACCCACCAGCAAGUGCAACCGAGUGAAGCAACGCACUCGACGCAGUCAUGGGCCAAUGGUUAUUAUGGGGACAGCGAAGUGGAACAACCUCUACCGUCAUCGACAGUAUACCAACAUCCCGCUCAGCCACCAGCUGGAGCGUCAUGGCCUGCCUCCCCGUACGGCCAAACAGAGGAGGAUCCGCCUCAUUACAAUGAAGUUAAUCCAAACUUAACAACUCUCCAUAACACAAUGACGUCUUUGGCAGUGGAGAAUCAGAGGCUUAGGCUGGAGCUCGACGCAGCGCGAGCCGGACGCAGUCCACCUAGCAGUCCGGUAGACUCCCCAACCUCAUUCUCACAGCGGCAAGAUGCCAAAAGUGUCCUGAGGAUCUUCAGAAGGCGACAAUCCGAGAGCACGCCCACGGUCUUGAACUAG